AAUGAGCCAUACUCUGUAGGCCAGUUUCUUGUGUUAUGAUAUGAGCCAUCAGGCGUUGACGUGACGUCACGCGUGGCUGGGAACGAGAGCACGCAGGUGACAAGAUGGAGGAAGUGAUCAACGAUAUUGUAGACCCGGAGGAUUUAAAGAAAUUUGAGAAAAAGUACAACAAAGAACUGGUAGCAGGACACAUCACAACCAACACACAGUUCGAGUACGCUUGGGCUCUGACGAGAAGCAAGUAUGGCAACGAUAUCAAGAAAGGUGUAGGUUUGUUAGAAGAGUUGUUCCAGCAAGGCGAUGAGCAGACACAGAGAGAUUACCUGUAUUACCUGUCCAUAGCCAACUUUAGACUCAAGGACUAUGAGAAGGCACUGAAGUACUGCCGGGCCAUCCUACAUGUGGAGCCCAGGAACCACCAGGCUAUGGAGAUGGAGAAACUUAUCAAGGAGAAGAUGGCCAAAGAGGGUCUGCUGGGGAUGGCCAUCGUAGGCGGGGUCGCUGCUGUUGCCCUCGGAGGGAUUGCUGCUCUGGGAUUCGCAGUCUCCAAGGGGAAAAGCUAGACCACAGUUUCAGAACCCAACGAGGGUCUAUUCCUGCCUGGUGUCCAUGCCUAAUCUCCAGGCAGAUUUACCAGUGGCAUAAGAUAGUAUCAAAGUUGGCCAAAGGGAGUCAUCAGCCUCUGGUAUCCAAACACACCAGCUUCACUCCCUUGCCAGCUUUUGAUACUCUCCUAAUAUGCUACCGUUGGAUCUGCUUUGAGAUUAAUCCAUGCCUAUAAGCCUUUGCAUGAUUACAGCUUUGCAUGAGGAGAGGCGUGCACUGUGGGUGAUAUGUCAAAGGUGAAGGCCCCUUAUACAAAAACAUAUCUGGACAUGCAUUAGACAA
Molecule: messenger RNA, 888 nt
Organism: Branchiostoma floridae (Florida lancelet)
Lineage: Eukaryota; Metazoa; Chordata; Leptocardii; Amphioxiformes; Branchiostomatidae
Product: mitochondrial fission 1 protein-like
Exons: 5
Coding region: 105-563 (152 amino acids)
Biological process (GO): peroxisome fission; mitochondrial fragmentation involved in apoptotic process; mitochondrial fission
Cellular component (GO): peroxisomal membrane; mitochondrial outer membrane
Molecular function (GO): protein binding
Source: RefSeq, a predicted model, not a curated record